CUUGUUGACAUCGAUCGCUCCGUUUCACCCAACCAAUUCCACAUCCCAUCAACAAUAACAUCCCAAGCACACGACCACCAUGGCCGCGUCGCCGGACGCCGUGCUACAUCUCGCAGCGCUCCACACCCUUGCACAUGCUGGGUUUGCGUCCACGUCCCGCGCUGCCUCCCUAACCCUCUCCGCCUUCCUCGCCCGUUACCUUCGACUCGUCGCCGCUGAGUGCACCGAACGCGCUGCUCUCGCAGGUCGCUCCAAAGUCGCCGCUAUCGAUGUGGUUGGUACCCUCGAGGACCUUGGGGUGGGGGGCAUUGGCGAGCUGCAGGAAUGGACAGUAAGCCUCGACAAGGAGGUAUCGUUUGUCGGCACAAAGAUGGACGAGCUGGAGAGCUAUCUACGCGACGGACUCUUAAUCAACGAGGGCAUCGAGGCGCACUUUGUGCCUGUCGAGACUGACGACGAAUCCGAUGUUGACGACGAGGAGGAUGCAUUCCAGGAGGACAAAGUAAUGGACAUUGAUGUCCAGGUCAAGACCGAGGAGCGUGAGGAGGAAGGUGCGAAUUGGGAGUUGCGCACGCGCUACCGUCCAAAUUCGCCCGACAUGUCGUGGCUCCCGCCAUUGCCAACCGACAACAUGGUUGUGGGCGCUAGUGGGCUGGGGACAGUGGCAGCACCAAUGGAUAGCGCCCCCGCGCCACAGUCUGUGGCCGACCGGUAUCGCCGCCCGAUUGCAUUCGCUUCCUCUACUCUUGCGGAAAACCACGAGUGGGUCGAUCCACCGCGCACAACGCCACAUGCAGAGCUGCCUCACGCUCCAACAUCAUUCCCCGCUCUCAUAUCCACCUACGAAGCAGUUAAAGGCGAGCCUUCACUUGCGCUGCGACAGACAGACGGGCGCCGGCAGGCAGCCGAUCUCUUGCGUCUACUUGUCGGCAACCCCGAAGUGUUCACGCCCAAAGACACGCUUUCCAUCCCUCUCCCUCCCCCUCACAUAUCACCUAUCGUGCCCUCACACUCGGAGAGCCUUCCGCCGAAACUCUUACCCGUUAAUCCACACCAGAACGGUAUCAUCUCGUCGCUCAUUCAACAAAUUCGCUCACCUUACCUUCCUCCAUCAUUACGCGAACGACUCACAGCCUUGCGGCCGCCCCAGGCCCAACAGAACGACUCCGGCCCAAUUCUGUUCGGCCCGGCCGUGCGCGGUGCGGACGAGAGCGCUCUCGCCAAGGCGCGCGGAAAGGCGACGGGCGAAGAGCCAGAGCUCUAUUUCCGCGCGACGUGGGACUCUGGUCCGCGCGGCACGGAGCGCUGGAGCAAGGGAAGCCUACCUUCGGGCAAGAAGGUUGUCCGACACGUCGAGGGCGAGAAGUUCCCGCGCGAGUCGGCGGGUGCCAAAGCGCUUCGCAUCAAGAUUAACGAAAAGGCUCCCGGAAUUGUCGAUGCCCGUGAGUCGUCGCCCGGCGCAGCGAGUUCGCCCAAGGUGAUGCUCCGCCUCGGUGCGCCCAAGCCGCCAGACCGCGGCCCAUCACGCCUCUCGCCCCGCCCAAGUUUGGACGCUGGACCUAGCUCUUCCUCGGGGCCGAUUGUCCCAUCCGCUGCGGCGUUCUUCCGUCCUCCGAGCGAUCCGGCACGUGACAGGACCAAGUCCAAGUCGCGUAGCGCGUCGCCUUCCAAACGUUUGAAUCCGCCAGUAAAGCAGGAACCGAUGAUGGUCGACUGAGUGUUUGUCUGUAGCAGCAUAUAGUCCGCAUAGCAACGUGCAUAUGUAUUUGUAUUCAUCCA
Molecule: messenger RNA, 1779 nt
Organism: Cutaneotrichosporon oleaginosum
Lineage: Eukaryota; Fungi; Basidiomycota; Tremellomycetes; Trichosporonales; Trichosporonaceae
Molecular function (GO): protein heterodimerization activity
Source: RefSeq, a predicted model, not a curated record